Molecule: messenger RNA, 864 nt
Organism: Penicillium antarcticum
Lineage: Eukaryota; Fungi; Ascomycota; Eurotiomycetes; Eurotiales; Aspergillaceae
Gene: horA
Product: ubiquinone biosynthesis protein COQ11
Exons: 4
Coding region: 1-864 (287 amino acids)
Cellular component (GO): mitochondrion
Molecular function (GO): protein-containing complex binding
Source: RefSeq, a predicted model, not a curated record
AUGGCCGCCAAAAGUUUGGUCGUUGCUGGAGGAAGUGGAUUUCUGGGAUCCAGAAUCUGUAAAUCUGCGGCGGCAAGGGGAUGGACAGUCACCUCAUUAAGUCGUUCGGGUGAGCCACGGUGGAACACAGUCACUGAAUCAAAGGAGCGUCCCAGCUGGGCAGGCUCCGUGGAAUGGGCCAAGGCCGAUAUCUUAAAGCCAGAGAGCUACAAGUCGUACCUCAAUGGAGCUUCAGCUGUUGUUCAUACAAUGGGCAUUCUCCUUGAAGCAGACUAUAAGGGUGUCGUGCAAGGAAGGGAGCCAAUCAUUAGUGGCCUUCAGCGAGCCUUUAGCUCGACUAAGCUGGGGAGCCAGAACCCUCUAUCCAGGAAAGAGGGCGAGGCUCUCGAGCCGAAGGAGAAAGAUGGGCAGUUGACCUAUGAGUUGAUGAACCGAGAUUCCGCCAUUGCACUAGCACAGGAAUCCAGUAAUGAACAUGUCCCAGCUUUUGUCUACAUCUCGGCUGCUGCUGGCGCACCGCUCCUCCCGGCCAGGUAUAUCACCACCAAGAGGGACGCAGAGGCAGCCAUCGCAUCCACCCUCCCAGACCUGCGAAGCAUCUUCAUUCGUCCGGGCUUCAUGUAUGACUCCAGCAGAAAGUUCACGUUACCAAUCGCAAUGGGUGGUUUCAUCGCCUCAGAGUUCAACACUUUCCUCGGCAAUAAGCUCGGAUUUCUAGGGUCGAUGACAGAGAAGCCCCUCAAAGUUGAUGUUGUCGCUGAGGCGGUAGUCGAGGCAUUGGAGGAUGAGUCCACCAAGGGUGCAGUCGGAACGAAACAGAUUGAGGCACUUGCAACCAAGGCCUGGCGAAAGACGAUGCUCUAG